CACUAAUUUUCACUCUGACGCAUCGGAUGCGGGACGAAGUGCUUUUUAUUGACGGACCUUCGGAUAGGAAAUGCUGAUCCGUGUUUUUAGGAUAGGGUUUUGCUUUCAGUGGCUAGUCGUUUUGGGAAAGAGGCCCACGGGCGGAGUGAUUUGUGUGUUGCGUUACGGUGCGUGUGAGGAAAGUUUGUGGCGCCAGAAUUUGGAAGUGUACGCGGUGAAAAGAUGGUGCAGCUACGGAGCUCGACGGGGGCUAAGGGCGCUCCGGAGCCGCAGUAUUGCGAGGACAGCUGUCUGCUGGAUUCCAGCUCCGAGUUCUUGAGCCUGGAGUCUCCGCGGGGCAAAUACACGAGGAGCUCCCGGAGGGCGCGUAACGAGGCGGCCGGCAGUAUGGAGGAGCGCGGCGCUGGUUCAUUCUCUAGCAAAGAAGCUAAUGGCGGCGGCCACGCACUGCGUUCAUUGACCAAGAAGAAAGCAGAAAAUGGACAUAACCUCUCCGAUUCAAGCUUAGACAAAAAUAAUGAAUCCUUGACCAUGAGUAACACUGAAGAGAAAAGAUUUACUAGGAGGUUGGCAAGAUUGCAGGCAGAUACAACAACAAAUGGCAGUUCCCAAGAAGAGAUGAGACCGUCUAGAACGACAAGGAGCACAGGGAAAGCUAUUCCCCAUGAAGUGAAUGGUGAUGUUGAAGUUCGCCGCAGUGGCAGGAUCAGGAGAAGCAGAUACAGCACCACGAACCAGUCUGUGUUGUUCGACAAACUUAUAACAAAUACUGCUGAAGCUGUUCUACAAAAAAUGGAUGAUAUGAAGAAAAUGCGUCGCCGCCGACUGCGUGAGCUUGAGGACUUGGGAGUUUUCAAUGACACUGAAGAAGAGAAUAUUGAUAUGUAUUCUCGUGUGAAAAGGAAACGCAAAGUCCCACAGCUUGAUGAAGAAACCACAGACAAUCAAGAGGAAAGUGGAGAUUCCUCGGAAGAAGGUGAGGAUCACGAGGAUGCAGACGACGACGAAGAAGAAGAUGAUGAUGAUGAUGAUGUGGAUGACGAUGAAGAUGGUGAAGAAGACAAUCAAAAACGCUAUGAACUGAGACAGAGAAAAACUGUUGUGCCUUAUCAAGUUCCCUUACAAGAACCCAGACACCAUAAGAAGCGGGAUAUGUUUUAUGCUACCUCGACCUCCCCAGUGAGGAGGAGAACUUACCGUUUUGGAUCUGCUGGACCAAGAAGUCCUUAUUGCAAGAGGCGACUCAACAGGAGGAGGCAUGCCAUACACAGCAGUGACUCCACGUCUUCCUCCUCAUCGGAUGAUGAACAGCACUUUGAGAGGCGUGUGAAUCGGAGCCGUAACAAAGCCAUCAGCAGGUGUCUUCCGAUGAACCUCUUAAGAGAUGAUUUGAAGGGAAUACAAAAAGAUCGGAUGAAAAUUGGUGCCAGCCUUGCUGAUGUUGAUCCAAUGCAAAUUGAUACGUCUGUCCGGUUCAGCAGUGUCGGAGGCUUAUCUAGACAUAUCGCCUCUCUGAAAGAGAUGGUGGUUUUCCCUUUGCUCUAUCCAGAAAUCUUCGAGAAAUUUAAAAUUCAACCUCCAAGAGGUUGUCUAUUCUAUGGUCCACCUGGUACUGGCAAGACCUUAGUUGCACGUGCUUUGGCCAAUGAAUGCAGUGUGGGUGAUAGAAGAGUUGCCUUCUUCAUGAGGAAAGGGGCAGACUGCUUGAGCAAAUGGGUUGGAGAGUCUGAGCGCCAGCUGCGAUUAUUAUUUGAUCAGGCCUAUCAAAUGCGUCCUUCAAUCAUCUUUUUUGAUGAGAUUGAUGGAUUGGCUCCGGUACGAUCAAGCAGGCAAGACCAAAUUCAUAGUUCCAUAGUAUCCACACUUCUGGCCCUAAUGGACGGGUUGGACAGCCGAGGAGAGAUUGUUGUGAUUGGAGCCACCAACAGACUUGAUUCCAUAGAUCCAGCUCUCAGACGGCCUGGUCGUUUUGACAGAGAAUUUCUUUUCAGCCUGCCAGAUAGAGAUGCAAGGCUGGAAAUUCUCAAAAUUCAUACAAAAGAAUGGAACCCAAAACCUUCCGAAAUGUUUCUGCAAGAAUUGGCUGAGAAGUGUGUUGGUUAUUGUGGUGCUGAUAUAAAAUCAGUGUGCGCUGAAGCAGCCCUGUGUGCUCUGCGAAGACGAUACCCUCAGAUUUACACAACAUCAGAUAAACUAUUACUGGAUAUAUCUUCUAUUAAAAUUACUGCUAAAGACUUCAUAUUAGCCAUGCAGAAAAUUGUGCCAGCCUCACAAAGAGCAGUAAUUUCUCCAGGACAAGCCCUUUCCUCCAUUAUUCAGCCGCUGCUGCAGAAUAUUCUCAUGAACAUUUUGGUCACUUUAAGGAAAGUGUUCCCACAUGCAGAAGAAGGACUCAAGAACAAAGAAUCUGCAUCUGAAAGUCACAUGCUGGAUGAAGAUUUAUUGUACAGUGAUGAUGAACUGCCCUCAGUGUUUGAAAAUGGGAUUGCUCACAUUCUCCCCAACAACCAAAAAGAAAAUCGUCAGUUUCUUCAACUCCGUGUAAAUGCAAAUCAACAACCGACGUCUUACAGACCCAGGAUGCUGUUAUCAGGAAUGUCAGGACUAGGUCAGGGGACGCACUUGGCUCCAGCGGUCAUACAUGCUUUGGAAAAGUUCACAGUCUACACGUUAGACUUGGCCGUUCUUUUUGGUGUUAGUGUUGUUACUCCUGAAGAGAACUGUGCACAGCUUUUCCGCGAGGCAAAAAGAACCGCUCCAAGCAUUCUUUAUAUUCCACACAUUCAUUUGUGGUGGGAGACUGUCGGCUACACUCUGAAGGCAACAUUCAUGACUUUACUUAAAAACAUCCCAUCAUUUUCUCCGGUUCUUCUGCUUGCGACCUGUGACGUCAGUUAUGCUGAUCUGCCCGCUGACCUGCAAGAACUUUUCCUGGAUGAUUAUGGUGAAGUUUUUCAUGUUCCCCUACCCAGCAAGGAAGAACGUAGAGCUUUCUUUGAGGAUCUUAUCUUGAAUCAAGCAGCAAAGCCUCCAACUUCAAGGAAAAAGGCAGUUUUACAGGCCCUUGAGGUUUUACCAGUUGCUCCUCCACCUGAACCCCGUCAGCUGACGGCCGAGGAGCUAAAAAGGUUGGAGGAAGAAGAAGAAGCGACUUUUCGUGAGUUGCGACUCUUCCUUAGAGAUGUGACGCAUAGACUUGCCAUUGAUAAACGCUUCAGAGCUUUUUCGAAGCCUGUGGACCCGGAAGAGGUUCCUGAUUAUGUUACAGUGAUUGCACAACCAAUGGACCUUUCAACUGUUAUAAGCAAAAUUGAUCUGCAUAAGUAUCAAACCGUAAAGGAAUAUUUAAAGGAUAUUGAUCUUAUAUGCAGCAACGCUCUUGAGUACAAUCCAGACAAGAAUCCAGGGGAUCGUUUAAUCCGCCACAGAGCAUGCACUCUGAGAGAUGCUACAUAUGCAAUAAUAAAGCAGGAAUUAGAUGAAGAAUUUGAAAAGCUUUGUGAAGAAAUUCAGGAGUCUCGCAAAAAAAGAGGUUUUUCGUCUUCAAAGUAUGUUCCAUCUUAUUACCAUGUGCUCCCUAAAAGUGCUACAGUUCAGGAUGGAAAGAAAAUGGACAUUGAAAACCUAGAAAAGUCAUCAGGAUCUGCUCUUCCGGUUGCAGCAAGUACUCCUUCAGCAAAGAAACGAUAUAAGCGGAAAAGCCGUUGGAGUUCAGGUUUUUUAGGUAAAAAGAAGAAGGUUUUACGGACUGGCAAGAAUGAUGAAGAAAAUGAAAGUGACGCUGACCCUGAACCCCAAGAGUCCAGUAUAGAUCAGACUGAGCUAGAACUUGUAGAUGAGUCAUCGAUGGAGGCAGAGCAUGGUCAUUUAGACGGUGAAGUAGCCCCGAAAGAAAACACGAAAUCCACUCACACCAAGGAUACCUCUACGUCUGUAGCGCUUGCGGAACCUCUGGAUAAUCCUGCACCAAUAGAAAAUGGGGACCAUUUGGAGACUAAUGAUGUGUGUGUUUUGAGGAUGACCCGUGGCAGACAAAUGCAGGUGGAGCAGCAGCACCUUAUUAGCGUGGAUAAAGUCAUGGACAUCCUGUCUGAACCAGCACACACCUUUCAAGUCAAUCAUGAGCACCUUAAGAGUCUCUUAAACAAAGUUGUAGAUAAAAGCAGCGGGUAUAAUGUAUUACAACUGGAAAAGUUAUAUGCACUGCUGAGCCAGUGCAUAUACAGACACCGUAAAGACUAUGACAAAACACAGUUAAUACAGGAAAUGGAGCGUGAGGUUACGUGUUUCAGGGUCUGACAUCUCACUGAACUUGUAAAUUACCUCAAGAUAUCACUUGUCUAAUAUAUGAAGUGUUUACUGUACAUAGUCUGAACGUUCAAAAAUGCCAAAUGAGUGUCUGUUUUAAAGGGUAAUGAUGUUUCAUUGAUAAAGCGUGUAUAUAUUCAGCGGUUUAUUUUCUUUUGUGCCUGUUUGGGGUUGCAGAAUUUAGUUUAUGGGUUUGCUUCAUUAACCAUGUCUAUUACUCUGUAUUGAAUCGCCACGUUCCACCAGCAGCAAAUAUGUCAUUGAGAUGUUAUGUAGUCUUCCUUUUAAGAUAUACCUCCAGUUAGGACAUCAGCAGUGUCUCUCCUAGCUGUGUUACACACAGGCCGAGGAGAGCCUCCCUCUGUCAUAAGGAUGCCUCCAGUACCUUAAGACCUACUCUCCUGACUAAUCUGGCAGGAAAGAACAAGAUAUCCUUUAGAGAUUUGAUUUGGGGGGGCGGGGGAGGUUGAAAUAUUGAAAAUUAAACAACGAUCUCCAGUUUACGUCAGAAUAGUCUCCUACAAUGUACGGUAUUUGGCCUAGACUGGAUAGAGCCAGGAUUGAUCAUAGACCUUAUAGUGACAUUUCCCGGAGGGCCGAUGCCCAGGUGGCUGCCUGAGUCCUCCUCACAGCCGGUCAGAGGAAGUUUUUGGGGAUGUAUUUUGUGCUGGUCAAAAAGACACACCAGAUGCAGAUUUUUCCAUUAUAUCUUUUGCCUCACAAUCAACUAACUGUGUAAGCAGCCGCUUCCAGCUGGGGAGAGACCGUC
Bufo bufo (common toad) is the source of this 5077-nucleotide messenger RNA. RefSeq names its product ATPase family AAA domain containing 2 (gene ATAD2). Bases 223 to 4299 code for a protein of 1358 amino acids. Gene Ontology annotation, biological process: positive regulation of transcription by RNA polymerase II. Gene Ontology annotation, cellular component: nucleus. The transcript is spliced from 28 exons. NCBI's taxonomy places the organism in Eukaryota, Metazoa, Chordata, Amphibia, Anura, Bufonidae. The record is from RefSeq and is a predicted model, not a curated record. Gene Ontology annotation, molecular function: ATP hydrolysis activity; histone binding; chromatin binding.